Molecule: messenger RNA, 2874 nt
Organism: Callithrix jacchus (white-tufted-ear marmoset)
Lineage: Eukaryota; Metazoa; Chordata; Mammalia; Primates; Cebidae
Source: RefSeq, a predicted model, not a curated record
GCCUAGAAGUUUCAGCAGUGGCAUACUGAUUUAAUUUUACUGUUUAUCCCCCCAGUAUUCUGUCUUCUUUGGAUAUCAAGGAUCUUUAUUUUUGAGAUUAUUCUGACCUUCAUAAUAAAUAAAUCAGGUAUUUAGGAAAAUGCUCUCUACUGCCUUAAUUAUAGCACAUCACUUUUUUUUUUCCUGACAUGUCUAAUUCCUGAUUGAUUCAAUAGUACUGCUUCUUAGGGUUUAAUAAUAACUUAACUCCCACUUAACUACUUUGUAAGAAGACUGCAAGAAGACCAGAGUGCAGUGGCAUAGUUAUAGUUCACUACAGCCUUAAACUCCUGGGCUCAAGGGAUCUUCCUGCCUCAGCCUCCUGAGUAGCUGACACUACAGAUAUGUGCCACUGCACCUGGCUAAUUUUUAAAAUAUUUUUGUAGAGAUGGGGUCUUGUUAUGUUGCCCAGGCUGGUCUCAAACUCUUGGCCUCAAACAGCCCUCCUGCCUUGGCCUCCCAAAGCUCUGGGAUUAUAGGUGUGAGCCACCAUGCCUGGUUAAGGGUGCUCUUUUAGAGAUCCCAGACCUUAUCCCAGUAUCCCCACCUUGUUAUUUCAAUUUGAAGAAUCAAGAUAUAAAAUUUUAUUUUCAUGUGAAAGCCACUCUGAGCUUUUGGUCAUUUUAUUUGUCCUCUGGACCUUUUCUAGCUGCAUUGUCUUCCUUGAGGUAUGGCGGCAAGAAGUGAAUGCAGUAUUCCUGGUGUGGCUGCACUGUGAUUUUGUACAAGUCCAUGUUUCCUGAGAGACUGGGAGUUGCAAGUGCAUUUCAAAAUUCAUGGACAAGGAAAGAAGAAUCUGCAUGGGGAUGGCUUGGCAAUCUGGUACACAAAGGAUCGAAUGCAGCCAGGGCCUGUGUUUGGAAACAUGGACAAAUUUGUGGGGCUGGGAGUAUUUGUAGACACAUACCCCAAUGAGGAGAAACAGCAAGAGGCCCAGAAGAGGCGAUAUUCUCCAGGAGUCCAGCGAGUAUUCCCCUACAUCUCAGCCAUGGUGAACAACGGCUCCCUCAGCUAUGAUCAUGAGCGGGAUGGGCGGCCUACAGAGCUGGGAGGCUGCACGGCCAUUGUCCGCAAUCUUCAUUAUGACACCUUCCUUGUGAUUCGCUAUGUCAAGAGGCAUUUGACGAUAAUGAUGGAUAUUGAUGGCAAGCAUGAGUGGAGGGACUGUAUUGAAGUGCCCGGAGUCCGCCUGCCCCGCGGCUACUACUUUGGCACUUCCUCUAUCACUGGGGAUCUCUCAGAUAAUCAUGAUGUCAUUUCCCUGAAGUUGUUUGAGCUGACAGUGGAGAGAACCCCAGAAGAGGAGAAGCUCCAUCGAGAUGUGUUCUUGCCCUCAGUGGACAAUAUGAAACUGCCUGAGAUGACAGCUCCACUGCCACCCCUGAGUGGCCUGGCUCUCUUCCUCAUCGUCUUUUUCUCUCUGGUAUUUUCUGUAUUUGCCAUAGUCAUUGGUAUCAUACUCUACAACAAAUGGCAGGAACAGAGCCGAAAGCGCUUCUACUGAGCCCUCCUGCUGCCACCACUUCUGUGACUGUCACCCAUGAGGUAUGGAAGGAGCAGGCACUGGCCUGAGCACACAGCUGGAGGGUGUUCUCAUCUCUAGCAGCUGGUCGGGGACUAUAUUCUGUCACUGGAGUUUUGAAUGCAGGGACCCCACAUUCCCAUGGUCAUGCAUGGGGACAUCUAACUCUGGUGUGGGAAGCCACCCACUCCAGGGCAAUGCUCUGUGAUGUGCCUUUCCCUGCAGUACUUCCAUGAGGGAACAAAGAGGCGUGGAGAUAAUUUAUACCGUUGUGAUGCCAAAAUCACAGAACAGAAUUGCAUAGCCCAGGCUGCCUAGUUGUUUGGCUCGGAGGGCCCUUCUACUUCAUUUUUGAAUCCACAAAGAAUUGAAAACUGGUAACACCACAUACCUUCUGGCCAUCAUUCACUGGGUUUUGCAUUUUACCCAAGCCUCUGCCUACCUGAGGAGCUUUCUUUGGAAACCAGGAUGGAAACUUCUUCCCUGCCUGGCCCUUCUUUCUCACUCCAUUCAUUGUCCUCUCUAUGUGCAACCUGAGCUGGGAAAGACAUUUGGAUGCCUCUCUGUUGAGGCCUGGGGUUGCAGAGUGCACGUAGGUUUCAUUGGCCUUCAUUAGGUGGCCCUAGGGAGAGGUCUUUCUGCUUUGGAUCACUGUUCCAGCUUCUGUUCUCUAGCAUGAGUCUUGGGUCUAUUGGUGUAUCCAUGGCCUUCCCAAUCAAGUCUCUUCAGGUCCUCAGUCAAGUUUGGCUAAAAGUUGGUAUAAAAAUCAAGAGAAGCCUGGAAGACAUCAUGGAUGCCAUGGAUUAACUGUGAAACUGACCAGCUCCAGGUUUGAUAUCAAAAGCAACAUCUGUCAUGUGGAGAUGUUUCUGGACUUGCUAGAGCCUGCUUAGCUGCAUGGUUUAUAGUUACGAUUUUUGGAAUCCCACUUUGAGUAUUGAAAGUAUAAGAAAGCUUUCUUCUUAUAUCCUGGGCUUGGAUACUGUCCAAAGAAGAAAUCUGGCUUUUUUUUUUUUCUUAAUGGACAAGAAAUAGUUGCUGUUUUCAUGUUCCAAGUCUGGGAGCAACAAACCCUCGUCAUCUGUGCCUGGAAGAGUUCAUUGUCAUUGAGCAGCACAGCUUGAGUGCUGUCUUCUGUGUGUCAACCCUUAUUCCACUGCCUUAUCUGACAAGGGGUUACAUGCUGCUCACCUUUCUGCCCAGGGAUUAAAUUGGUUACAGGACAGAGUCUCCUUGGAGUAGCUGGAACUCUCAGUCCUCCUAUGGACCUCUGUAGCCUAAAUGAAAUUCUCAAAAUCGCUGAUGGAACCAAA